AUGCGGCAGUCAUCGAGACAUUUGCGUCACGCGGACUGGGGCACCUGGGAGCAGGGCCGCAGAGGCAAUAAUUGCCCCAAAGGAAUCGCCAGGUGGCAGCUGCUGGAAGAACUAACAUUGUCUUAUCAUUUCCGGUUGCCUUUCUUUAAUGACGGAAUCGUGUCGUUGCCCAACCUACAGUCAAUUACCUUUUACCAGAAUGAACUCGAAAACGAUUUGGAUGAGAUGAUAAAGGAACGUUGGAAGGACGUACAUAAAAUGAUCCUUAAUGAUUGCAUUGACAAAUACAGCUUGGAAAAGCUACGUAAGCUGACAAGCUUGCGUCACUUGACAAUAGUUCACGAUGAAUUUUUCACCCGAGGAAUCAUAAACAAAGUAGUUGAGAAAAUGAAUCAACUGGAGCAACUGGAUCUUGUCGACUUUGAAAACUGGUAUUCUGAUGAUGGCCUGUGGCAACUUGUUGGUUAUUGUCCAUUGCUAAGGAUCUUAAAUAUAUCAGGCAUGGAUCUAAAAUCCUCAUUCUUUAAUUUAAACAGGAGUCUCAUGGAGAAGACAAUGAAAAAGCAUUGUCAGACCCUAACAUUGUAUUGCGGCAUAAGGGACUCGGAAAUCGAAGAACUGUUUCGUCAGCAUUUUAACCAUCCAGAAGUCACGCUCUCCUUUGAACCUUUAAAUGUGGAAUUACUAAAUUCGAAUAUGGUGAAAAUCCAUUUUUAACCUUUGCCAUUCUAGUCAACUAUGUACAAUGGAUACUUUCCAAGAGGAUUUUUGUAUUUUUCAUUAAAAUGGCUGUGCUGCAGGAACCAUGAAUAUGGUUCAAAAUAAUCGUAUAUAAUUAUAAAUGGCAUCACCUUAGCUCUUUAAUAAUAAACAGUCUUAUACAACAGUGUUCUACCACUAA
This is a messenger RNA of Drosophila sulfurigaster albostrigata, 901 nucleotides long. RefSeq lists its product as uncharacterized. The record is from RefSeq and is a predicted model, not a curated record. Lineage: Eukaryota; Metazoa; Arthropoda; Insecta; Diptera; Drosophilidae. Bases 1 to 717 code for a protein of 238 amino acids. The transcript has 2 exons.